Laetiporus sulphureus 93-53 is the source of this 3405-nucleotide messenger RNA. RefSeq lists its product as uncharacterized. Gene Ontology annotation, biological process: DNA-templated transcription; regulation of DNA-templated transcription. The transcript is spliced from 13 exons. The record is from RefSeq and is a predicted model, not a curated record. NCBI's taxonomy places the organism in Eukaryota, Fungi, Basidiomycota, Agaricomycetes, Polyporales, Laetiporaceae. Gene Ontology annotation, cellular component: nucleus. Gene Ontology annotation, molecular function: transcription cis-regulatory region binding; zinc ion binding; DNA-binding transcription factor activity, RNA polymerase II-specific. The coding region runs from base 1 to 3405 and encodes 1134 amino acids.
AUGGAUCUCUCCUGGUCUCAACCUCGCAUGACUCCGCCUCACCUGCAAGCCCCCCAGCUCCAGCUCGAGAGAGAAUAUGAGAUAGAUCCCGCUCAGUUCCAGGUGCUCCAGCCGGACAUCAUAGGCCAGCGCUUCGACAUUCAUAUUGAUACCGCCGGACGGCAGGCUAUCCCGCGAUUAUCCUCUUACGAUGCAGGCUUCCCGACGUAUGUUCAUUCCACGCAGACUAUGGGAGGAGGCCAGCUGGGAUUCUCCAGAACUCCCCAACAUAUUGCGUCGCAGAGCGCGCAUAUGCCGAUUAAUGGUGGCGUCACAUAUCCAGUAGCGAACGGCUCGAGCCAGCUGCAGAGAAGCCCACAGGAACCGUUCACGACGCCAUCCCACUUUUACCACAGCAGGAACUCGUCGCUGCAACCCUCGUCCUCAUCGUCGCCCCAACAGUUCCUCGGCGAAAGUGUGCAGAAUCAGGCGUUUCAGUUUGGCGCGCAUUCGCAUUCACAUCCGCAGGCGCAGGCCGGCAGCGGCAGCCAGCACCCCAGUCCGCGCGUCUCGCCCACCAUCGGCGGCUUCCAGCAGCAGAUCAACGCGCCUCAGCAGCUGUACACGCCAUUGACCUCCCCAGGCGUCCCGAUCACGUCUCUGCAGGGUUCUCCUGCAGCCUCCGCGUACCCGGAUCACGCAUAUAGUCAAAUUUUGGGACAUGGCGCGUUCAAGAGGUUGCGCCCAGAUGACGAUGACGGCCACGACGGUGAGGGUUUCGACCUAGAGGGUGACGGAUUGUGCGACGAUGGACAGCCAGAUGGGCGAGGCGACGAGCAGGUCGACAGGCCAAAGCCAGGCGGUGCCUGCGGGAGGUGCAAAGGGCUGAAGGUCAAGUGCGAGUUCAUCGGUGAUGUGGAUCGAUGCCAGCGCUGUGCGAAAGGCGGGUACAAUUGUGUAAUCCCGAACAGGAAGAAACGCAGGCCACCACCGAAGCGCGAGCACCUCCUCAACCAGAUCCGCGAUCAGACGGCUCAGAUCGCAGAGCUGAUGCGCCAGCUCGAGGACGCGAACCGCCGCGCAAACAAGGGUAUGUCUGGUGGGACGACACCCCUCUCAAGUUCGCGCAAUCGUGGCGACUCGACGACUCUCAUGCCGAGCGACAUCGGCGAGACCGCGCCGCCGCCGACGUUAAGCAUGGACGUCGAUGUGGAGGACUGGAUCGCGAAGGCGCGGCAGAGCAUCGACGCAUUUGGCGGAUACAUCAAGAUGGGCGGGCCAAGUGUGACGACGGAUAUGCUUGGCGACGAGGGGAAUGAGGGUGACGAGGAAAGUGAUGCGGACUAUCAACUGAAUAUCGAGGAAGUUGAUGACGACGAAGGCGACGAGUCGUGCGAGGCGGAUGGGGGCGAUGGGGACAGUCUCUUUGGUGAGGAAGACUCAGCUGGAGCGGGGCGGGAGCGCGUUUCUGGCAUGUUCUCGCGCGAAUCGACGGAAGGCGCGUCCGCUUUGAACGGGACCCGUGUUGGGGGCAGCGUCAUGCAGAAGCUGGCCACGCUCCCGAGCGAGGCUGCUGCGUUUGGCUUGAUGGCAAACUUGUCGCUGACCAAGUCCAAGCGGUGGAGGGCGGGCCGGACCAGAAGCGAAAACAGCGAGGAGGAUGUGGAUGUGGGAUUGGCGAACGAUGACUACUUCAGGCCAAGUCCUGCUCCAGAGCGUCCGAUCGUGGAUGAGCUGCGGCAGCCGGCCAUUCUCAAGAAUGGUAUUAUCAAGCCUGCUGAGGCUGAGCAGCUCUUCAAGAUCUAUUAUGAUUACAUGAAUUUAUCUUUAUCAUUGCUGGAUCCAGUCCUAUAUACUGCGCAGAAGACGUAUUGGCGUUCGCCGCUCUUGUUCACAGUUAUUUGUGCCAUUGCAUCGAGACACUAUGCUCCAAGGCCUGAGCUGUAUCAACAAGCCAUGAAAUAUGCUCGGCUUGCUGCCGGCACGGCACUGAUCGGUGGCCAGAAGACCAUCGAGGUUGUCCAAGCAUACAUCUUGCUCAGCUUGUACCCUGUGCCCGCCCGUAGAUGGGAAGAGGAUAGAAGCUUUAUCUAUCUAGGCUUGGCUAUUCGGGUUGCGACAGAUCUCAAGUUGCACUACGCAAUUAACACGCCCAAGGCCGAAAACGAGAUGCAUGCACGCGAGAUGCUGAAUCGCACCCGUGUUUGGCUCAACUGCUUCAACCUUGAUAGGUCCACCGGCUCGCAGUACGGACAACGUCCCAUUAUCAAUAACGCGGAUUACGUGGCGAACCACACUGAGGAUUGGUGGAAGUGUUCACCGUACAACCUGCCUGGGUUCGAUGUGCAUACAUGCUGCUACAACGCGGAGUUGAAGAUCCUGGGUGCGUUCCGGGCGCGGAUCUACAGCAACCCCAACCAUCCAACAGGCUUGAAUAAGGAGGUUGACCUAGCAAAAGAAGCAAUCAACACGGACGACCGGCUCGCUCACCUCUGGGAGACAUGGAGACCCCGUGUAUAUGCGACAAAUGCGGAUGAUCCUCAGGCGCCUUUCCGGACAGGCUUGCUGAAGUUGGCAUUCAGCUAUGCGAGGCUCUCUGUGCUGUCCGUUGGGUUUCAACAUAGCUUUGGUAAGGCGGCUCCCACUGACGAGGUGCCCUUCUUGUGGCGGUGCCUACGCGCGGCAGAGGAUACCGUGAAGGCUGUCGUUGACGAGAUUGCCAUCCCCGAGCAUAAGAUCUAUCUGCGUCAUGGACCUGAGGCUCAAAGCGUAUUCGUGACAUUCGCAUCCGCGUUUUUGGUCAAGCUAUUGCAACCGAAAUACACAAAUUAUCUCUCGCGUGACAAACGGAUUGAGAUUCGCAAUCUCGUUCAACGGGUCAUCGACCUGCUGGGCUCGCCCAAGGUAGCCAUCGACGAUCGGCAUGGACCCAAGUUGUAUGCGCGCUUCCUGCAUGGCCUGCUCUCUACGCCUAUAGCUAGGAUUGAUCAUUCUCCGGCAUCGUUGAGGCGUGACGGUGUUUCCCGACGAUCAACAAAGCAUUCAUCAGCUUCAUCUGGCACUUCAUCCGCCAGGCAAUCGCUGUCCCCGCCACCUCCCGUAUCGAACACCAGCAGUCCCAAAGCAUUCACUCCGCAUACUCCACCUCCUACCGUCACCCACGCACCGUUCGAUCACCUCAACCAUUCCCCACCAGCGACGGUAUCUGGCUCUCCUCAGCUCCAGAUGCAGUCCAACCUGGAAGCACCGGGCUUCUUCUCUCCACCGCUAUUCUAUGAUGCGGAAUUGAUUCAAUCUAUGCAGUCAAUCUCUGACUGGCCGGACAUGGUAUUGCCUGGCUUCAACUGGAUGGGUUCUCUUCCAAGCAAUAGUUCCAACAAUAUGACUUACGACCUACCUGUUGCUGGAUUCACCGGUUCCGCAUAA